Symphalangus syndactylus (siamang) is the source of this 4241-nucleotide messenger RNA. It is a transcript of the gene RCOR3, whose product is annotated as REST corepressor 3. Gene Ontology annotation, biological process: regulation of transcription by RNA polymerase II; negative regulation of DNA-templated transcription. NCBI's taxonomy places the organism in Eukaryota, Metazoa, Chordata, Mammalia, Primates, Hylobatidae. The record is from RefSeq and is a predicted model, not a curated record. Gene Ontology annotation, cellular component: histone deacetylase complex; transcription regulator complex. Gene Ontology annotation, molecular function: transcription corepressor activity.
AGAGGCGGGGCCGGGGCGGGUUGUUGUGAGGCGACUGCGCUACUGCCGGAGCGGGGCGGUCAUGGCGGCUCCAUAUUAACAGCCUCCUCCUCCUCCGCCGCCGCCGCCGUCGUCUCCUCCUCCUCCUCCUUUCCCUCCCGCCCGCGCUCUAAGCCAUCUCCCCCUUCACCCUGACGCCUACCUCUUUCCCUCACCUUUCCCCCUCCCCUGUUCUACCAUGCCCGGCAUGAUGGAGAAAGGGCCCGAGUUACUGGGGAAGAACCGAUCGGCCAACGGCAGCGCCAAGAGCCCGGCAGGCGGCGGCGGCAGCGUUGCCUCGUCCACCAACGGCGGGCUGCACUACUCAGAGCCCGAGAGCGGCUGCAGCAGCGACGACGAGCACGAUGUUGGGAUGAGAGUCGGAGCCGAAUACCAAGCUCGGAUCCCUGAAUUUGAUCCAGUAGAGACAAGGUCUCACUAUGUUUCCCAGGCUGGUCUCAAACCCCUGGGCUCAAGCCGUCCGCCCUCCUUGGCCUUCCAAAGUGCUGGGAUUAUAGGUGCUACAAAGUACACAGAUAAAGACAAUGGAGGGAUGCUUGUAUGGUCUCCAUAUCACAGUAUCCCAGAUGCCAAAUUGGAUGAAUACAUUGCAAUUGCAAAGGAAAAGCAUGGCUACAAUGUGGAACAGGCACUUGGCAUGUUGUUCUGGCAUAAACAUAACAUUGAGAAGUCCCUUGCUGAUCUCCCUAAUUUCACUCCCUUUCCGGAUGAGUGGACAGUGGAAGAUAAAGUCCUAUUUGAACAAGCCUUUAGUUUUCAUGGAAAGAGCUUUCACAGGAUUCAGCAAAUGCUUCCAGAUAAGACAAUUGCAAGCCUUGUAAAAUAUUACUAUUCUUGGAAAAAAACUCGCUCUAGGACAAGUUUGAUGGAUCGCCAGGCUCGUAAACUAGCUAAUAGACAUAAUCAGGGUGACAGUGAUGAUGAUGUAGAAGAAACACAUCCAAUGGAUGGGAAUGAUAGUGAUUAUGAUCCCAAAAAAGAAGCCAAAAAAGAGGGUAAUACUGAACAACCUGUCCAAACUAGCAAGAUUGGACUUGGAAGAAGAGAGUAUCAGAGUUUACAACAUCGCCAUCAUUCUCAGCGUUCUAAGUGCCGUCCACCUAAGGGCAUGUAUUUAACCCAGGAAGAUGUGGUAGCAGUUUCCUGUAGUCCUAAUGCAGCCAACACCAUCCUGAGGCAACUGGACAUGGAGUUGAUCUCUCUAAAACGUCAGGUUCAGAAUGCUAAGCAAGUAAACAGUGCACUUAAACAGAAAAUGGAAGGUGGAAUUGAAGAAUUCAAACCUCCUGAGUCAAAUCAGAAAAUUAAUGCCCGUUGGACCACAGAGGAGCAGCUUCUAGCAGUGCAAGGUGUCCGCAAAUAUGGUAAAGAUUUUCAAGCUAUUGCAGAUGUAAUUGGCAACAAGACUGUUGGCCAAGUGAAGAACUUCUUUGUAAACUACAGGCGUCGGUUUAACUUAGAGGAGGUAUUGCAGGAGUGGGAAGCAGAACAAGGAACCCAGGCUUCUAAUGGUGAUGCUUCUACUUUAGGGGAGGAGACAAAAAGUGCUUCUAAUGUGCCAUCAGGGAAGAGCACUGAUGAAGAAGAGGAGGCACAGACCCCACAGGCUCCUCGGACACUGGGUCCAUCACCUCCUGCCCCAUCAUCCACUCCAACACCAACAGCCCCUAUUGCCACUCUGAACCAGCCUCCACCACUUCUUCGUCCAACACUGCCUGCUGCCCCCGCUCUUCACCGGCAGCCUCCUCCACUCCAGCAGCAGGCUCGGUUCAUCCAGCCCCGGCCAACUUUAAAUCAGCCUCCACCACCUCUUAUUCGCCCUGCUAAUUCUAUGCCACCCCGUCUAAACCCAAGGCCGGUGUUGUCCACGGUUGGUGGUCAACAGCCACCAUCACUUAUUGGAAUUCAGACAGAUUCACAGUCCUCACUGCACUAAAAAUUAAAUUGGACACAGCUGCAGUAACUUUUCACCCCAUCAUUAUACCAAUGCUCAUCUGACUGAUGAAAACGAGGAAAGAAUAAUCAUUUCUAGAUACUGAGGCUGCGAACUAGUUCUGUGGCAGUGGACUAGCAUAAGUGGAUGUCUAAGAAAUUUUUCAGUUCACUAGACUAAAAUGCUAUACAACAAAAAGCCUCCAGUUAGCCUCCUUUCUACAGUAUAUGUUCAGCAAUGUUGAUCUCAUAAAAGGAAAAAAAAAAGAUUUAAGUAUUCUAUAUACCAAGUUUUUGUUUUGUUUUUACUGUAUUUAUUUUAUUGAGGUUCUUUAUAUUCCUGCCUCUUCAUAGUCAAGGCUCUUAGUACAGGAAUAUUGACUUAGGAAUUGUGAAAACUCCUUAAAUUUCUUAAGUUAAGGAUGUUUGGCUUUUUUCUUUAAUUUAAUUUUUUAAAAACCAUUUUCCUAUGUUAGGAGUGCAAGAAUAGCCAGCAUUUCAGAUUUUGACAUAUGUUCAUUUUAUGCAUAUUUAAGAAAUUAUAGCUGCAUAUCCCUUCUUUCAAAAAAUGUUGCUUUUUUUCUAAAGGAAUUUUAAUAUGUUCCUUUAAAAGAAAGCAAUUUAAUCAAUUGCAAAGCAAUUAUAUAAAACCACAAAGAAUGUACUGAACCUACUAACCCUUUAACAUACAGUUUAGGGUCCUAGCGCAGAGUCCUUGUUUAAAGGUCAUUGACUCAUCAUCUAUCAGUAAUGAGAGGAUUGGAAGAAUAAUUUUGCAUACAAAUGAGGACUUAAUUUGAUGAAAUAUAAUCUCUUUAAGUUCCUUGAAAAUGGAGUUGGUUUGUUUUGUUUCUGAAUGCUAUCUGCUUUUAACUAGUAGUUGCCUACAUCUGGGGACUUCAGAGAAGAAUUAAUUAUAUUUUGUUAGUUAUGUAGACACUGGUUAUGGAAGCAUUUCUUUACCCUUUUCAUGUUUGGUUUCUGAACUUAAAAUUGCCCUCAUACUUAAUAAUAUGGUCUGCAUUUAAUAUGAAAGGUGUUUUCUUGAUAAAUCUGUUGUACUAUUUGGAUACAUUUGUGUAUUCCUUGCAGCCAACCUGUAUUCGUGGGAUUGGUUUAGGGUUAAAUCAUCAACAUUAUUUCAUAAAAUAAAUUUAAGAAUUUGUUCUGUAUUAUCUAAAGUUGUAUCAGUAUAUUGUCACAGUUGUGCUGUUAACUAAAAAUGCUGAGACCCCUUUUUAUAGAAAAACAAAAAGACAUCAAGUCUUCUUAAUUCAACCCAUAAUCAUUAAGUACUUAACAAAGAAUAUUUUACAAGUGAUUGAUAGUAUUUCAACAAUGUGUAAUUAAUAUUUUUGAUACAGUGAUUUCAUAUUGGAAUCAUUAUUUGUGCAAAGGGACAGACAGAUCACUUAGAUUGCUAUACUAGUGGACAUAGGCUAAAUGUUUGCACAUUCACAUUCUUAUCACGUGUAGAAUGCUUCACAAAAUAGUCAACAUCUAAGGCCCUAAUUUAUGUUUUGAAAGAUCAUGUGUUCCAAAAAUACUCCCUAUCAUUGUCUCCACAGCCUUAAAGUGCUAUAGAUUUAAAUUCAUUGAUUGAUUAGUUUUCAUUUUUAAUUUUAGACUGCUUCUUUCCAUAAAUACCCUAUGUACUGGCAUAUCUGAAACUCUUUUUCCAGGUUAGGUCCUUUUCUUUCUCAUUGAAUCAUCUUAGAUAGUUCUUGGCCCUGAAUUUAGCUGAUUUAAAAUUCUUAAUAUUCAAGAAUUUAUACUUAUUUUUUCUUUAAAAGCCACAGGGGACAGUUAUAUAUCUUAAAAUAUCUAAAGCAUUUUUUAGAGCGCUUACAUUGUCUUACGUAUGUGCAUACUAUACCUUUACAGCGUUUAUUGUCUUGUCUCUUGUCAGUAGACCUUCAGUACACAGUAUGUGGGAUAUGUCAGUCAAGUUGGUCAGCACCAGCAUCUGUCCAGCUGUUCAGUAUAUUGUGAUUCAUUAAAACAUCUGUUCUAUCCCAGACAUGGGCCAAGGUGCUGUAUCUGAGGGAUGUGCUGUAAUUUGAUUUACAUGCAUUAGAGCACACAGUAGAAAAACCUUAGCUUCAUUGGUAAUAUGACACAUGUAUAUAGUGAGAUGUCUUUAUUGUGUGCUUUGCAUAUUUUGUAAAUAUUUUGCACGUCAUUAUUUUUCUUUUUUGUUUAAGCAGUGUUUGACCUGGAAGAGUGAUAUGCUUGCUGCUUAAUCAAAGGAUUAAAGAUUUAAAGAUGUC